Tarenaya hassleriana is the source of this 1661-nucleotide messenger RNA. RefSeq names its product polyadenylate-binding protein RBP47C-like. Lineage: Eukaryota; Viridiplantae; Streptophyta; Magnoliopsida; Brassicales; Cleomaceae. The transcript has 6 exons. Gene Ontology annotation, cellular component: cytosol. The record is from RefSeq and is a predicted model, not a curated record. Bases 112 to 1416 code for a protein of 434 amino acids. Gene Ontology annotation, molecular function: mRNA binding.
GACCUAGCAAUCUUAUUGCCCUUAACAGGACCACAAGCCUCAAGUCCUCGAACUGGUAAAUUUUCUCCGGGCGAAUCGAUAAACCAAGCUCUGAGUUUACCGAAUCCAGUAAUGGCGGAUCUGAAGAUGCAGUCCGAAGCCUCUGACUCGAACCCGCAGGUUGAGAAUCAACGAAAGGAAUCUCCGGCGGCGGCGGCGGCGGCGGCGACGGAGGUGAACCACCGGAGAGCAUCUCCAGCACCGGCUCCGGCGCAGCAGUGGGUGGCGAUGCGGUACCCCCCGGCGGCGGCUGUAAUGCCGCAUCAGAUGAUGUUUGCGGCGGCGGCGGCGGCGCCGUACUCGCCUUAUCAUCAGUAUCAGCCUCACCAUUAUCAAUCACGCGGGAACAAGCAUUUCAACGGUUCCAAUGGUGAGAAUAAGACGAUCUGGAUCGGUGAUUUGCAUCACUGGAUGGAUGAGAAUUAUCUUAACUCUUGCUUCGCUUCCGCUGGCGAGAUUUCAUCAGUUAAGGUUAUUCGCAACAAACACACCGGUCUGUCCGAGGGCUAUGGAUUUGUGGAAUUUCUUUCCCACGAAAUUGCGGAGAAAGUUUUACAGAACUAUAAUGGGGUUGCUAUGCCAAAUGCUGUUGACCAGACUUUCCGUCUGAACUGGGCUAGUUUUAGCACUGGUGAAAAGCGCUUAGAGAGUGGGCCUGAUCUAUCUAUCUUUGUCGGGGACUUAGCACCUGAUGUCACCGAUAAGUUGUUGCAUGAAACCUUCUCUGUGAAAUACCCAUCUGUUAAGGCUGCAAAAGUUGUCAUUGACGUCAAUACAGGCCGGUCAAAGGGGUAUGGAUUUGUGAGGUUUGGAGAUGAUAAUGAGAGGGCCAAAGCUAUUACGGAGAUGAAUGGUGUGAAUUGUUCUAACAGAGCUAUGCGGAUUGGUCCUGCAACUCCUAGGAAGUCAAAUGGUUACCAACAAGGUGGAUACACGUUGAAUGGUGCCCAGGGUCAUCCUGAUGGGGACUCAUUGAACACGACAAUAUUUGUUGGAGGACUUGACCCAAAUGUCACUGACGAAGAUCUGAGACAACCUUUUGCUGACUAUGGUGAUAUAGUCUCAGUAAAGAUUCCUACCGGCAAAGGAUGUGGAUUCGUUCAAUUCGUCAACAGAACAAGUGCGGAGGAGGCUUUGGACAAACUAAAUGGGGUUGUAAUUGGAAAACAAACAGUUCGCCUUUCCUGGGGUCGUAGCCCGGCCAAUAAGCAGGUAAGAGGAGAGUUUGGGAACCAAUGGGUCGGACCGUACUAUGGAGGACAGUAUUACAACGGUUACGGGUACAUGAUACCGCCUCCUCAUGACCCGAUAAUGUACACUGCAGCGCCUUACGGAGCCUAUCCUAUGUACGGCGGGGAUCAGCAACAAGUAAGUUGAGGGAACGGAAAGGAAGGAAGAAAGAAAAGGACAGAGCAUAAUAUAUAUAUAUAUAUAUAUAUAUAUAUAUUUGCAUAUCAACGACCGAACUGAACUCACUCAGGUUAAAUAGGGGUCUCUCCUGAGUUGUUAUUAUUAUUAUUAUUAUUACGAUUGUUAUUUAUCUGUGUUGGAAUUUUUGAUGAAACCGUAGGGGUAAGAUUUUUUUUUUAAAAAAAAUUAGGGAUUUGAUUUGAUUUAUUUAA